AUGGAUGAGACCAUAUCACAAGGCAUUAUUCCUGAGAUAGGAAUGGAGUUCGAAACAGAAGUUGAAGCAUAUGAUGUCUAUAUGAAAUAUGCUAAGGCAACAUGUUUCGGAACACGAAAAAAGACUGUUCAUAAAGAUCCAAUUACAGCUUUAUUGUACGAUGAAACAAUUGAAACCUUUGAGUGGUUGUUUGGUGCAUUUGAAGAUGCCAUGAUGGGAAAGAGACCAAAAACCAUCUUAACAGAUCAAGAUCAAGCAAUGAGUGCCGCUUUAGCUUCCAAGUGGCUAUCAACUUACCAUCGCUUAUGUGUUUGGCAUAUUUUUCAGAAUGCAGCCAUUCAUCUUUCUAGUGUUUUUUCGAGCUUCAAGAACACAUUUGCAGCCGAUUUUAGUCGUUGUUUGUACGACUUUGAAGAAGAAUCAGAAUUUCUUGAUGCAUGGAACAAAAUGUUAGAGAAAUUCAACUUGAAAGAUAAUCAGUGGUUGGCAAGAAUGUUUUCUCUAAUGGAAAAAUGGGCAUUGGUCUAUGGAAGAAGCACAUUUUAUGCAGACAUCAUAACAACUCAACGAAGUGAGUGCAUGAAUGCAGUUGUGAAGCAUUAUGUAAAUUACAAAAACAACAUAGUUGAGGUGUUCCGUCAUUUUCAAAGGUUGAUAGAUGAUCGUCGGGAGAAGGAAUCUAUAGAAGAUUUCAAAAAUGCUCAAAGUUCUCCUGUUAUGACAUUUCCAUUAGAAAUUUUAAAGCAUGCUGCUAUAGUAUAUACACAUAAGAUGUUUGCAUUGUUCAGUGAAGAGUUGAGGAAGGCAUUUGAAAGCAAGAUCGAGAGUAAGAAUCAACUUGGAAGUUGA
Salvia splendens (bonfire salvia) is the source of this 849-nucleotide messenger RNA. RefSeq names its product protein FAR1-RELATED SEQUENCE 5. Gene Ontology annotation, biological process: regulation of DNA-templated transcription. Lineage: Eukaryota; Viridiplantae; Streptophyta; Magnoliopsida; Lamiales; Lamiaceae. The record is from RefSeq and is a predicted model, not a curated record. Bases 1 to 849 code for a protein of 282 amino acids. The transcript has 2 exons.